AUUCUAAGGUAAAAUAAGGUUCACUUUUAAUGCUUGUACUAAUAUAAUGAAUUAUUAACUCGUCCAGACCUACUGUGUUAGACGACAGGGCAUCAAAUGAUAAACAAGAAGAGCCCUCAGAGAGCGCAGCACUCCGUCCAGGCUGCUCAGUCGUAUCAUUUCCAGCAGAUGAAAUCAAUUUGUAGUCCAUAGUAGUGGAUUCGUAGUAGGAUCACAACCAUGUGAUCGUCAGCAAGCAUCUAACAUAGAGUUCACUUGUAGUCAUAGUUACAGGGACGCCGUGCCGCUAUGUCGCAAUUACACAGAAAUCUCUAGCCAUUCCAUGGAUUCAGACUGCCAGAAUCUAAUCAAUUGGUCCUUGUGUCAUUUCUGACCUUCCCUGAAAAUUUCAUCCAAAUCCAUUGGUCCGUUUUAGACUAAUGUUGUGCACAGACAGACAGACAGACAGACGACAGUUGUCAAGUAAUUCCGCCGCUUUCCUUGGUGGGGUUAAAAUCUCUUUUAUGGGCGUAACUGGGAAAAAAACACUGUCAUUAGCCUGCAUACUCAAAGCUGCAUUAUAACACAGGCUGGUUAGUUUAGUUAUUAGAUUUUCAAAAUAAAAGGGACAUGAUAAUGUUCAUACAUGUUGUUUCUUUGUUCUGAAAAAAGUCUAAAUGUUAAACAUCUUUGCAUUUUCAUUAAACAUAAAAACAAGUUACAUAGAAAUUGAGAAUGCAUUCACAUGUUGCCUAGUAUUUUACACUACAAUCAGUGUUAGCAUUAUGAACACUAGCAUUGGUGUUGGUGGGAUGUGUGCAGGACGUGCAUGGAAUUCCAUCAUAAGUUAUUCUGUUGUGGUUCACUUUGUCAGUCAUACAUUAAAUUUAGGUUGAUGAAAGCAGUAAACAUGCUGCAGAUGUACCCGAGAGAUCUCUCUGAGGAGACAGACCACAUUUCUUUGUCCAAUUUAUCAUUUCUUGACUUCUUUUUCUCUCUUAAAAAUUCCGUUGGAGCUUUUUUUGGUUGUCAUUCAGGCAGCUUGAGCACCAGCUACCAGCUGGACUGAUAACAAACAGUUGAAGCAUUUAUCAAAAUGACAGUAAACCAGCAGUAAUUAUUCUCUGGUACCAUUGAAAACCGAGUGCCUUCUUCUUUCUGCAUUUUUAUGAGUGAUGGGUAAGGUCUCAAAUCCAUUACGAAACAGCAGAACUGAGUCGGUUAGCAACGGCUCUGCAUCAGAGUAUGAUUUAGAAAUGUUGUUGUAUGCUUUGGAGAAUUUUUCAAGCACACUCAAUUUGUUCUUCAGUCAUAAUUGGGAAAAUAGCUGUGUUUGAUAAUGGGGCAUAAUUUACUGGAUGUUCCUGAAGCUGAAACUCAGCUUGCCUCCAUUCUUUUCCUCAUUUAAUCAAAAAUAGAACAUUUGAGGUUGUUUAUUCGUGUUUAAUGAGCAAAUAGAUAUCAGAUACCACCAUCUGGGACUGUAGUGUUGACAAAACUGACACUAAACAUCACCAAUUAUCUGGGAUUGUGCUUCCUGUUCAGUUCUUUGCACACUUCGUAGCUUAUUGACAUUAAAAUUUGUAUCCGUGUGGGUUCAGCAUGAUACGAUCUUAAUGCUGGCUGGAUGUUUUGCGGCAAUGGAUGUGCUGAGAAGAGAAUAAUCAGAUAUACAUGGAUUGAGGGAUGCGCCUCGUGGUGCAGCGCAGUCAUCCUGUAUGGCAGAUGUAAUAACUGCCAGGAGGAGGCGCUUAUCUCACACUGUGCAGAAGCACCACUGAGGAACUGAAUCACACACACACACACACACAUGCAAGAAAAAAGAAUAUUUCCCCAGUUAUCAAAGCCCAAAGCGUGUGUCUUUUAUGAUUUAGCUGCCUCGACAUUACCACAUUAUGGAUGACAAUGGAGUCGAGUAUAACAGAGCUGAAAUUCGGGGAGCAUAACAAAAAGAUGAAAAGCCAUGAUACGACACAUAUCACAACAUUUCCACACCAGGUCUUGGAAUUUGUCAACGAAACAAUAACUGCAGUUAAACUUGGGCACUUGGAGUGCUGCGCAGUAAAUCACAGCGACAGUAAUGAUAGCUACAAUACGUGUUGAGUGUUUGUUUUAUGGAGAGGAUUGCUGACUUGUUUAUUUACAAGAGAAAAAGACAGAUGAGAGGCACAAGCUAAUCUCUUUGUAAUUACAGCAUAAUAAGUGUAUUAUUAGACUGUAAUAACCGUAAUUAGCCAGUCUGGUUGCACUUGUUGUGAGAAACUGGAGCCUCACACAACAUUAUCUAGCUUACAGUAGCUAACAAUAUACUGUGUGAGCAAAUAUUAAACUUUAAUUCUACUGAUUGGUGUAUCUACAGAGCCCAGAGGUACAUUUUUUUUUUGUCAUAUCUCACAGGUGUUUUAUUCUCUAUUUCCACCUUUUAAUUGCUUUAACUGCACCUUUCAGAGUGUCCUUUUAUUGUGGGCAGUCUAAGGCACACCUGUGCACUAAUCAUGGUGUCUAAUCAGCAUCUUGAUAUGGAACACCUGUGAGGUGGGAUGGAUUAUCUCAGCAAAGGAGAAGUGCUCACUAUCACAGACUUAGACAGAUUUGUGAACAAUAUUUGAAAGAAAUGGUGAUAUUGUGUAUGUGGAAAAAUUUUUAGAUCUGUGAGUUCAUCUCAUAAAAAACGGGAGCAAAAACAAAAGUGCUGUGUUUAUAUUUUUGUUGAGUGUAGAUUAAUAUCCAACAUAUGGCAUGUAUGAUAUUCUAAAUGAUUUGUUUUAUGUGUAACAUCUUAAUCUAGAAUUAAAAUCGCUAUCCAGACCACCUCUUCUAAAACAAGCUGCCUGUUUUAAAGCAUACUGUUCAAUUCUGAAUCUUGACAAUCUUCUUCUAGAGAACAACAUGUUCCAGCAGGUGAGGUAAAUAAAUAAAUAAAUAAAUAAAUGAAAAGACAGAGGAAAGUGUUUUCAUUGCUGCCUGUGUAUAUUUAAUUUUCAUGAAACUCCCAGUUGUCUCACACUUCCAGCAAAAAUCGUAUUUUAUCCGAUAGAAAACCCCUCAAUUUUAUAGUAUUAAUGCUAAAACUGUCACCUGCAAUUACACAACCCCUGGUCUUGGAGGAGCUGAGAAGGCACCUUGAAAAUCUCCACACUGUUCCCUCUAGAGGGAGCAGCUCAGUCUCACAAACAUGAUUAGCCUCCAGCCAAUGGUGAUGCUUAGGAGAUUAUUCAAACAGCAUCUAUAAAAAGCUCUCCACUUCACGCUGUGCUCGGAGUAGCAGUGAAGAACACUUGCCGUGGAGUAGCUGGAGAGCCUGUUGCAUACCAUGACUGUGUUUUACCGGAUACUUCUCCUCUUGUCUGUGGCUGUGGCCUCUGUGGCUGCCCGCAGUUCCCAGCGAACAAAAAGAGGGAUAUUCGAACUGGCAGGAGCCAUCAAAUGCAGCACGGGGAGAUCCGCUUUGGCUUACGUGAUGUACGGAUGCUACUGUGGACUGGGUGGUCAAGGCUGGCCCAGAGACAGGGCCGACUGGUGUUGCCACAGGCAUGAUUGCUGUUAUGGAGAUGCAGAACGUUUCGGCUGCCAAACCAAAACAGACCGGUAUCAGUGGACAUGUGAGGACAGGAAAGCUGAGUGUGAUGACCUUGAGGACAAAUGUGAAAAGCUGCUGUGCAAGUGCGACAGAAAUGCUGCCAAAUGUUUGAGAAAAGCACCUUUCAUCCGGAAAUACGCCCUAUGGCCGGACUUUAUGUGUGGCUACGACCAUCCAAUGUGUAAUAUUUACUGACACAGUAAAUGCACCCUUAUAUUCCAGUGUGCCGUUUGUAAAUACAGAAUGUUAAACUCAUAGCGCUGAUAAAAUCUGCUUUAUAUUUUGUCUUUCAAGCCUUUUAUAGCAUGUAUCAUUUUCAGGUCUUUUAAUGAAAUUGUGGAAUGCCACAAUAAGAUGUGCAACAUGUAUUUUUGCUUUAUAUCAAAUGUUAUUUUAAUAAAGGACAAAACUGCUAUUAAA
Messenger RNA from Acanthochromis polyacanthus (spiny chromis), 3979 nucleotides. It is a transcript of the gene pla2g10, whose product is annotated as phospholipase A2 group X. Gene Ontology annotation, molecular function: phospholipid binding; calcium ion binding. NCBI's taxonomy places the organism in Eukaryota, Metazoa, Chordata, Actinopteri, Pomacentridae. The transcript has 4 exons. Gene Ontology annotation, biological process: phospholipid metabolic process; arachidonate secretion; lipid catabolic process. The record is from RefSeq and is a predicted model, not a curated record. Bases 3293 to 3754 code for a protein of 153 amino acids.